CUGAGCCGUAGUUCAGACGGUGCUAAUCUUAAGGCAGUCUGACUGCCCAGAUCGUACCCCCAUACCGACCCGAGAACGCGCCGAGUAAGAUGGUCGACUUCAGUAUUUGCAUCCAGCCUGGGCUGAAGUCUCCACAAUAUCAUGCAAUCCAAUCACUCUGCGUCGACCGCCCGGGACUGUCAAUCAACUAUACGGAUUCGGGCGACUUGACCAAGUAUCCGAUUGCCGUCUCUAUUGAGACUAAGGGUCCGGAACAAUCCUAAGAUGUCGCACUGCUGCAGGUAGCUACGUGGCAUGCGUCGCAGUGGCGGAGUCUUCUCUGGGAACGCGACCCUAAAUCAAGGAUUGAGUUUCUCCCUGGUAUCAUCGUGUCGGACGAGCCGAGCUUCAGCUGAGCUGACUUAGAAAAGGAGGGGUUGGGACCUGAAAAUAACACAACCUUCAGAUCAACAGAUCAUCAGGAUCAAGCUACAGACUCGUUGAAAUUGAAGAGCCUCAGGGCCCCUUAUCAA
Molecule: messenger RNA, 512 nt
Organism: Ilyonectria robusta
Lineage: Eukaryota; Fungi; Ascomycota; Sordariomycetes; Hypocreales; Nectriaceae
Exons: 1
Coding region: 90-263 (57 amino acids)
Source: RefSeq, a predicted model, not a curated record